AUGAGUCGAGCCAACAAACUUGGCCCGGAGGUAAAUCGAGCUUUGUUCGUGAAGAAUCUAAGCUACAACGUCACUCCAGAGGAGCUGUUCGACCUGUUCGGAAAGUACGGACCUAUCCGUCAAGUCCGACAGGGUAUCGCGAGCAACACGAAAGGCACCGCCUUCGUCGUCUAUGAAGACGUUAUGGACGCCAAGCAGGCGUGCGACAAGUUGAACGGCUACAACUUCCAGAACCGUUACCUCGUCGUACUCUACCACCAGCCCGACAAGAUGGUCCGGACAAAAGAGGACCUGGACGCGCGCAAGGAGAAUUUAGAACGCCUCAAGCACCAACAUGGCAUCGAUUGA
Molecule: messenger RNA, 348 nt
Organism: Chaetomium globosum CBS 148.51
Lineage: Eukaryota; Fungi; Ascomycota; Sordariomycetes; Sordariales; Chaetomiaceae
Exons: 5
Coding region: 1-348 (115 amino acids)
Cellular component (GO): nucleus; cytoplasm; ribonucleoprotein complex
Molecular function (GO): mRNA binding
Source: RefSeq, a predicted model, not a curated record